AUGGCGGCGAAAAUCACUCUGAAGAUUGCUGUGGUUGCAGUGUGCCUAGCGGAAACAUGGAUUACAGCCGCCAUGACCGUUCGCUCGGUUCAGACUGUCCCAUCCACAGGCAAUGAUAUGAAUCAAGACUCCGACUAUAAUACUACGCCUGUUCCAGUUACGUGUGGCAGCAACAUCUCAAACUCGACAGUUGGUUCCAAAGGAGGUAAAAAUCAUCAUCUCUUUUGUCCAACUCAGACAGGCAGGGUCGAGGCCAGCACUUGCGGCUCGAGUUUUGAAACAGAGAUCCAGACGAACGGCACCACACGUGAUUCCAAUUGCGCUGAUUGUCCGGCUGACUCCAAUGCAUCUUGUGUUGGAUUCAACUUCAGGCCCGGAGAGUGCUACGAGAUUGUGGUGGGUGGAGAUGGGGUAUCGGGAGACUACGUUCUAUCCAUGAACUGCACCAUUGCGAACACAACAGUCGUUCCCGUUGGUUGUGGCAGUGUGGUGACUGGCUCAACAGUUGGUUUGAGUCGUAAGCAUCACAUUUUAUGUUCCAAUGAAUUCGCCAGGGUCGAGGCGAGCACCAGUGGGUCGAGUUUCCCCGCAAAUAUGCAGCUCAACGAUACGGUCAUCGAUUACCGCCCUUGCCCAACUGACUUCAAUGCAGAUUGUAUGUGGUUCAACGUCAGGCCUGGAAUGUGCUACGAAAUUGGGGUGGGUGGAUUUGGAUCCGAGGGAGACUAUGUUCUGUCGAUCAGCUGCACCGUUGUGAAUGCUACAGCUAUUCCUGUUGCUUGUGGCAGCCUGGUGACUGGCUCAACAGUUGGUUUGCCAAGUCUGAGGGGAUCCCGUUCAGGUGAUCAGCGGCACAUUUUCUGUCCAAACACGACAGAAACGGUCCAAGUCAGUACCUGCGGUUCCAGUUUCGACACCGUGCUCUACAUCAACGGCUCAGAUAUUGAUGAUUCUUUUGAUGACGUUGGAUUUGGAAAUGGUGUCUGCAGAAGGCAGGAAAAAGUCAGAUUCAAUGUCGAAGCUGGAGAAUGCUAUGACAUUAUUGUGGGUGGACACAGCAAUAGUGAAGGAACCUACUCGUUGUCGAUCGAUUGCUUCAACUGCAUAGAUGUUACGUGUGGCAGCAAGGUCUCAAACUCGACAGUUGGUUUCAUAAGAGGCAUAAGGCAGCAUUCCUUCUGUCCCAAUGAUACGGGCAGGGUUGAGGUGAGCACUUGCGGCUCGAGUUUUGAAACAGAGAUCCAGACGAACGGCACCACACAUAAUUCCAAUUGCGCUGAUUGUCCGGCUGACUCCAAUGCAUCUUGUGUUGGAUUCGACUUCAGGCCCGGAGAGUGCUACCAAAUAGGAGUGGGCGGAAUUAAUGCUUCAGAGGGAGACUAUGUUCUGUCGAUCAAUUGCACCAUUGUCAGCACCACUUCUGCACCAGUUUCGACCUCGGCAACAACCGCUACAAGCUGUGCUAACUACGUAUGCCCUGACGCUUUGGUGAACGAUGCAGAUCAGGUUUGCAGUGCGGCCUGCGAUGAAGCCACUUGCUGCAUCACAAGGCGGGAACGGCGGAGGCGUCGACGGCAAAGGCGUCGACAGCAGCGUCAAGGCCUUGCUGCGAACGACGUUGCCGUGCCAAAUGCAGCGCCCAAUGCUCUCAUCAAUACAGAGGGAUCGUUUUCAGGUUACGAGGUUGUGAGUUCCGCUGCCUCUGAAGCGAGUGCACCUGAUCAGUCUCCUGUGGCACCAUCUGCUGCAGUAGACGCCCUUGCUUUGGAAGCGACCUCAGCCUUGGCUUUUGCAGCAUUGCCAGUGCCUCAAGUGGAUCUCCUGGAGCGCCAGUUGCGUGGUUCCCACUCUACGUGGACUUCACGAGCGAGAUUGGGUAGAGCUUUUCGAGCGGGUGUAGCAGCUCGUGAGCGAUUGUUGGGUAGGGAGUGCGCAAUUGCCUCCCCUACCAUUCCUUUCCAGAACUCCAUCUACAUUGGUUUUUGGACUUCCAGCUAUCGUACGUACAUUGAGGUGGUGGGAGAUCGUCGAGGUCUCCAGCCUGGUUCCAUCAGUCACGCCUUUGCGUCCCGUGCAGAGGCGACGGCCUUUUUGGCUGGGGCAGCCCGGCCAUGGCCCGAAGAAGCCGCAGAAGGCUUGUUGAGCCAGCCUUCAGCUCAGAGAGCAUUGCCAGAGAUCCAUCUCCCCCUGCCAGAGGAGGGAGACAAUUUUGUUUGUGUUGCAUGCCAUUUAGUGUACCUGAGGGAGAAUGGUUUCAUGAUCGUGAUCCCGUGUGCCGACGCAGCUCACAAUGCUGUAGCCGCCCUGAGCGAUGCCUCAGGCGAAGAUGCACCCAUGUUCUUUGUAGGUUCUUGCGAAGUGGAAACUGUCAGAGGGCGAAACAUUGGCCAAGCCGACGUAGAGCUGGUGGAUUUGCCUUGGCUGCACAUAGGUUUUUUCCAGCAUCCAAGAACCGGACGGCAAGCUGUUCCUCGCGACCGGAUUUUGACAUGCAAGGUUGCAGACGAAACUGGACGUCCUCGCCGCCAGUCCGCUCACAGUUUGGCCUCCGAAUGGUUGUUGACCAUGGAAGAGACAACCGCCCAGGAGUACCUCACCGGGGAGGAGUUGGAAGCCGAGGCGGAGCCCGACCGCAGUCUGCCUGCACCCGCACAGGAGCUGGAUUCUGUGGCAGAGCUCAAAGCUCAAAUCCAAGCGUUGAAAGCCCAGCUUGCCUCAGCUCAACCUGCAGCAGUUCCUCCUCCGCCGCCAAAGACGCCCAGUCUUUUCAAUGUAGGAGUGACGCCCAAAGUGUCGGCAGCCGAUUGGACCAAGCUGAAGCAGUUGGCAGGCUCGCCCCCACCCAGAAGCGAUUAUGUAGAGGAAGAGCGCGAAGUAGCCGAGCCAGGGGUUGCAGGUUUGGAGCUUCCUGCUCAGAUCCAGUCGGCCGAUCCGGCCCAGCAGUUGAUGUUUCUCCAGAUGCAGCAGAAUGCCGUUUUGCUCCAGCAGCUGGUGACCAAGCACUCAGACCCAGUGCUGGGGGCUUUGUCAGGCGGCAGCGCCUCGGACAGCGGAGGAGGAAGCAGCUCAGGAGUCAAAGGUUGCCUGGCUCGGGAGGUGUUUUUACGGGCAGUUCAAGACCUUACCAAAGUUGCCGACUCAACUCGGGCCAAUCUGCUGCGAGAGCUAGGAAUUCCAGCCAGCCGGGAGGAUGGAAACUUGAUGAGGAAGUAUGUAGAGAGGAAAAUCCCUCUCGCAGAACACCGACUCCUUUCCCAGUUUGCCUUCAUGAUUGCAGAGAGCUGGAACAUAGGUUUCGAAAGCCAAAACAUAGAACUGCUAGGGGUGCUCAGUCUGAUGAUGUAUUUUGUGGAACAGGCUGCAAUAGAGCAGGGCCGUACUCAGACUGCAUGGCUUCUGUGCGGAUGGCAGGAACCUCCGUACCAAAUCCUAGUAUCGCACAAGAGACGCAGCGGCCUGCAACAGUUCUGCCGGAUUUGCAACCCCAGCUGGAUUUCCGCCAAUUUAGCCUAUGUCAAAGACUUGGACUAUAUGGAAAGCCGGCUAUCCGCAAAUGCAAAGGGAUCGAAAGCCAUCCAGCCUCUCGAGGACGAGCCGUCAGCUCAGCCCAAACGGCGGCCCCAGAAAGGCCGGGGAAAAGGGAAGCAAAAGAGUCAGCAGGGAGAGGAUGCAAGCAACAGCACCGAAGCGUGGCGUUGGACCGAUGCAAGCCGCCUGAAUCCACGACGUCGACGUCGUUUGCGCUUUUUAAGAGCUCGGCAUGAGUGGCUGCAGUUAGUCAUAGCUAGUUUGAACUGGGAGGUCCUGGGGUUCCCAAAAGAACCCCCACCUCGCGCUCAACUAGGGGCGCCAAUCUCUGAAGUGCAGCAUCAGAUUGUUGAACGUCUCGAGUCGAUGCUUGGCCAUUUUCUUUGCAUGCCAGACUUUGAGGUGGAUGACUUGGGCCGUGCUCAAGAAAAAAUUUCAGGCGUAAUUCAAAUGGUGAAGGAACUUCCUUGGUGCAAACUAGGGUUAGAGGACCUCCAAAAAUUAGCUGUUCAGCUGAAGCAUGAUUUGGAUUCCUAUGGCAGUCAUUUCAAGCAGAAGCCUAGUCCUGUUUUCCAAGAAGAGCACCCAUGUCAUGCAUGUUCGCCACGUACAGUUAAGCAUCCAGCUGGCAUUAAUGCCAAACCAGUUGUCUCAGAACGGGUGAAGUGGAACAGCCCUCCUUCUUUUGAUGCAACUCCUUUUUUAGAUGAUUUGCUUGUUCGUGCAGCGUAUGCUGAUCCUGAUGUGCUCCGGAAGGAUAUUGAGACGUGGCCGCCUGCUCACCCGGCGAGAGCCCAUUGUUCCAAGAGCGAACUGCUGGAGCUGGCACGACGAUGGGACCAGCUGGGAGCAUGUUCACUCAUGCCAGCCUGUGAGAAAGACUUUUCCGAAGCAGUAGGCCUGUUUUGUGUCCCAAAAGAUAGGAAUGCCAUCCGUAUGCGUUUCUCUUGGGAGGAUGUCCAGGCUUUCAAGUGUUUCAAACCUGAGUUCAGGGGACAGGAUCUGUUGGUGUGUUUGAGCACGCUCGCCAUGGGCGACAGCCUUGCAGUUGAAAUAGGUCAGCAGGCGCACAAGAACGUCCUUAGGCAAUUUUGUGGGGCCCUUCUAGCUCAUGAAACCCUUAGGUAUCGAUUCCCCAUUCCCCGUUCUGACUUUGUAGAACUUCUUGCUAUUGAUGAUCAUGUUGGGAUUCAAAAGUUGGCCAUCAAAGAUUUCUCAAAAAACCCUGAGCUCAGGGACACUCAGAUUUUCCGUGAUGCCGCUUUUGCCUACAGACAUGUAGGGUUGAUCCAGCAGGAGAAAAAGCAAAAACGGAACCAGACCGAGGGAAUCAUCCUGGGAGCAGAUUUCAAUGGCGUUGAGGGCAGAGUCAUGGCCCCGAGGCCCCGCAUUUUGAUUCUUUGCCUUAUCACCUUGCACCUCGCAAUUCGAGGGACUUGCACCCCCAAGCUUUUGUCCACUGUUUUAGGCUGUUGGGUGCAUGUGCUGAUGUUCAGAAGAGUGAUGUUUGCGUUGGUGAAUUCAUUAUUUAGAGAAGGCCAAGGUUUGCCGCCUGACCAGACCUUUUGUUUGGCACGGCAGUCCCGAUGUGAAUUGCAGCUGUUGGCAACAUUAGGCAGUGGCAAUUGGUCUCAUGUCCAUAGCUCUCGCGGCCUGACUUGCCAUGAUGGUUUUGAUGUGGAUGGGAAGCGCCUCCGCGUUUCUGACCUGGCUGACAUGGCCACCUUCCGUGAACUCGUGGCCCUGGCAUAUCGCCGUGUGAUCAGCUGCUUCGUGAGUGUAGAGCAGCCCAAGAAUUCACGACUUUUUCGACUUCACUGCUUUCAGGAUCCCUUUCUCGAAUCCCACUUUCCAAGCAGUAUGAAGCUCUCAGUGAAGUUGGUUUGGUUGACCUGGGUCCUUCAGGGGUCAGUAGCCUAUGUGUUGGGCAGCGAGUUGUAUCCCGGCCUUUUGCACACAGCUUCAAAGGACAACCGGGCUGAUGAACCGUCUCGCGACCGAGAUGUGCGACCGCCCAGUUUUGCACCUCCGGCCUGGUUGUCCGAUCUUCUGCGUGGUGACCCCAAACGUUUUGACAUGGUAGUACAAUCCAGCUCCAUCAGCAAGAACCCAGCACGGUGGCUGCGAUUCCUUCUGAUGCUUUGUGGUGACAUCGAGCCGAACCCAGGGCCUUUCCGGGGCCAGCUCGAUUUAACUGUUGGCUUUGUUGCUGCGACUUCACAGCGCAUGGCGCGCUGUCUGGAAGGAUUUAAGAUCUGGGUCCGGGACGUAGCGGAGAUUGACAAGAAAUGGCAGAUCCAUGAACCUGGCACUUCGCGUGCCGUACUUCCUGCUCUAGUGGUCAGAGCAGCAGUAUGCUUAGCAGUCUUGUGGGGCUGGCACUCCUGGGCAGGAGCGACCUUCCUUUAUUCCUCGUCUGAAGACAUCGCUUGGGUUGCUUGGCGUGGCCGAUGGUCCAAGAUGCGAACGUUAGAGUACUACCUCCAGGAGGUGGCAGCCUACAUUUUGGUCCACAAUUUGAGUGCCAUUGCUAAGGCUAGAAUCGGAGUGCUUUCAAAGUUCUCCUGGAGCGUGCUUUGGGAGGAGUUGCUCCUUGCGGAAAGUAAAGCAGAAGUGGAGAAGAAGUUUCGAAGAUCCAAGCUUGGAGGAUGA
This is a messenger RNA of Cladocopium goreaui, 6180 nucleotides long. Lineage: Eukaryota; Dinophyceae; Suessiales; Symbiodiniaceae. The record is from the annotation of a GenBank genome assembly.